This is a messenger RNA of Salarias fasciatus (jewelled blenny), 1649 nucleotides long. Its product is annotated as VPS35 endosomal protein sorting factor-like. NCBI's taxonomy places the organism in Eukaryota, Metazoa, Chordata, Actinopteri, Blenniiformes, Blenniidae. The transcript has 16 exons. The record is from RefSeq and is a predicted model, not a curated record. Gene Ontology annotation, cellular component: endosome. Gene Ontology annotation, biological process: endocytic recycling. Bases 1 to 1605 code for a protein of 534 amino acids.
AUGGCCCAUACCAAGGGGCCCCGGACUCCGUAUUCCCGGAGCACCCCCCAUGAGGAACUGCGAGGGGCGCGGUCGAACGCCUUCUCCAAAAUUGGAACAGCCAAGUUGGUAGCCUGCACCGAUCCUCCAGAUUCAGGGAGGCUGAUGAUCCUGAACAAAGCCUGGAAGGUGAUCACCAAAGUGCGCUCUCCUGACUUUCAGGAUGACAUCAACUGCGCUGAAGUCUGGGUGGAAUUCACCUGCCGCCACUUCACAAAACACGAAGUCAACACAGUUCUGGCUGACAUGAUCAAGCACGUGACCCCUGACCGAGCGUUCGAGGAUGCCUAUCCUCAGCUGCAGCCAGUGAUACCGAAGAUCCUUAUCUACCACCACAACGUAACCCCUUUAUUUCUCCUCCCUGUUCUCCAGGAGCGCUUCCUGCCAUUCCUUGACAUGUUCCAGAAAGACAGCGUGUGGUUGGAAGUCUGCAAAUCCAUCAUGGAGGUCUUCAUCAAGCAUCAGGUGGAGCUCACCAGGGACCCGGUCAUCCUCAACGCCAUGCUGCACAUCUGCAAGACCAUGCACGACUCUGUCAACGCUCUCACUCUUGAAGAUGAGAAAAGAUCUUUGUCUCUGCUGAUCAUCGGUUUCAUCCGCGUGGUCUCCUUUGGCCGCGACUUCGAGCAGCAGCUGAGUUUCUGUGUGGAGGCCCGAGCCACGUUCUGCAACCUGGAGCCGGUGCUGGUGCAGCUCAUCCAUACGGUGAACCAGCUGGCCAUGGAGACCAGGAGGGUGAUGAGAGGGAGUCACUCCCAGAAAACCGCCGCCUUCGUCCGGGUUAGUCAGCGCACGUCGCCUCUCCGCGUGUGCGGCAUUUUCAGCAUCUUCAGCCGCCUCAACCUCUACCUGCUCUCCGCUCAGGUUGCGUUGGCCAACCAGUGUCUCUCCCAGGCCGAUGCUUUCCUGAAGGCGGCGGUCGGCGUCCUCCCCAAGGUUCCUCGCUCCAGCGUGGAGGGGAAGCUGCGUUCUUCUGAGAGCUUCCUGCUGGACUUCAUCAACAACUUUCUGGCAACACUGCUGGUUGUCCCGGACCACCCGGAGCACGGGGUGCUCUACUUAGUCCGGGGUCUGCUCAACAUGGUCCAGGAUUACACCUGGGAGGACUCCAGCGACGCCAAGGUGCGAGUCUACAUCAGCGCGCUGCCUCUGUUGGCCGCCAUGAGUCAGGAAUCCUUCCUCUACUCCAUCCCAGAAGUUGACUCCAAUGAGACGUUGUACGGAGGAGACCCCAAGUUUCUGUCUGAGAUCAACAAGCUGUGUGAGACUCUGAUCGGGCAGAUCCUGGACCAUCUGAAGGCGCUCAGCCGGGACGACCAGAGCGCACGGCGUCAAAGCGCUCUGGCCUUCUCUCUGUUUGCUGUCCUGCUGGCUCACGGUGAGCUGAGGAACAACAAGCUGAGCCAGCUGGCCGUCAACUUGUGGAACCUCAGUCACAAACAUGGACACUGUGAGACGUCAAUGUCUGUUCGGACUCUGGAGUCCAUCAAGCAUCAGGCUCAGCAGCCCGACACGGCUCACCUGUCGGAUACAGUCCAGAGGCUGGCACUGCAGUCCCGCACCUGAACACCGGCCGUCACACUGCUUGGAGAAAAGCUGUUCCAGAGAAA